AUGUAUAAAUUCACAAUUAUUGCUCUUGCUGCUCUCUUCGCUUGUGCUUCUGGAGCACCUGGUCUAUUGCCAUCAGCACCGCUAGCCUAUGCAAAUGCACCUUUGUAUGCGGCUGGCGGUAGUAAUCAAAUCGAUGUACGCAACAACUAUGAUGGUACCUUGUCAUCAUACACCACUGCACCAUUCAGUUACACCGCUCCAUAUUCUAGUCGUUAUGUAUCCGGCUUACCUGCAGUAGCUCCUGCUGCUUACACAGCGCCUUUAGCUGCUGCCCCUGCCGCUUACACAGCUCCAUUCGCUGCUGCUCCAGCUGCUUAUGCUGCACCAGCUUUUGCUAAGUAUGCUGCACCAGCUGCACUCUCAGCACCACUAGCUGCAUCAUUUGCAGCUCCAUAUGCAUCACCUUUUGCAUCACCAUUUGCAUCGCCUUUCGCUGCUUCAUAUGCCUCACCAUUUGCUGCAGCUGCACCUUUGGCUGCACCACUGGCUGCUGCUGCUCCAGCUGCUGUUGUUUAA
Molecule: messenger RNA, 516 nt
Organism: Teleopsis dalmanni
Lineage: Eukaryota; Metazoa; Arthropoda; Insecta; Diptera; Diopsidae
Product: cuticle protein 16.5-like
Exons: 2
Coding region: 1-516 (171 amino acids)
Source: RefSeq, a predicted model, not a curated record